Messenger RNA from Salarias fasciatus (jewelled blenny), 3809 nucleotides. RefSeq names its product sialoadhesin-like. The coding region runs from base 124 to 3018 and encodes 964 amino acids. Lineage: Eukaryota; Metazoa; Chordata; Actinopteri; Blenniiformes; Blenniidae. The transcript is spliced from 14 exons. The record is from RefSeq and is a predicted model, not a curated record.
UAGCUUCACAGAUAAAGAAACAUUUUUGUAGAUGAGCAUUAGUGCGAUCUCGUCAGUUUUAUUUCAUUUCAUUCCGACCUUUGACAUGUUUCCGUGCCACUGAUACCAACGAGAGGAGCAACGAUGGGCUUAACAGCAGCUCGCUGUGGAUUUGUUGUUUUUCUCCUCUGGAUGCCAGUGCUUCAUUGCACAGAACCAGGUUGGGGAGUGACGUACACUUCCACUAACAUCUGCGCCGUUGAAGGAUCCACAGUGGACAUAUCCUGCUCCUACAUAUAUCCACCCACGUACAAGGUUGUGAGAAUCAUCUGGACCACAAAAGGUCAUGAAAGUCAGCCUUUGGAUCUGAGAGAAGACCCUCAAUAUUCAAAGCGAGUGCGGUAUCACUGCAGUAACAACAACUGCACUCUGACAAUAAAACAUCUGAGCAGCAGUGAUUCAGGUCAGUACUUCUUCAGGUUCAUUACAGACAAAUGGAACGGGAGAUUUACUGGUCAACCUGGAGUCACUCUCACUGUCACAGGUCUGCCAACCGUAUUUUAUACCAACAGCAGACUACAGUGUUACAGCAGCGGAUAUCAGUGUCCUGGUCAUGUUUCCUACGUCCGGUACAAAAAUGGAGAGAAAAUCUCAGGAGAGCCGACUUUCGACUGGGUUCAUUCCAGGGACAGCUACUCCUGUGCUGUUGAAGGACAUGAGGACUUCCCCUCCCCUCCGCAGUGUUUCAAUCAUCAACCCUGCAACAGAGUGACAUAUCAAAACAGAAACAUCUGUGCGAUGAAAGGAUCCUCGGUGGACAUUUCCUGUCAGUACAGGAGCAGUGAAGGCAUCACAUCAACGUACUGGUUCAGUCCCAGUCGGAGGCAUCAGUGGGUGAAUUCCUCUUGGCCAGAGAAACUCAGUGAAGACCCACAGUUUGCAGGUCGUGUUGGAGAAUAUUAUCACACACUGAGAAUCAGUGAUGUGAGAGAGAGUGAUUCAGCCGAGUAUCGCUUCACAUUCAAAACAGGAAGCUUUGAAUGGAGGAGCAGUUUACCUGGAGUAACUCUGACUGUCACAGAUCCAGAUUUGCAGGUGAAGGUGACAUGGAAGGGUGGUUCACGGGCAAACCUGGAGUGUCACAGCCGAUGUUCUCUGCCUAAUAAUCCCUCGUAUGUUUGGUACAAGAAUGGACAGAAGGUGAAGCAGAGAACAUCAUCCACUUACUAUUCAUCCAACUUCCGGGCCGCAGACAGUAUGUCCUGUGCUCUGACCGAUCAUGAGGAUUUUCCCUCUCCUCCAGUGUGUGUCUUCGGCCAACAGUGUAACAGAGUGAACUGUCCUGACAGAAGGAUCUGUGCUGCCCUGGGUUCAUCCGUGGACAUUUCCUGUUUUUACAAAAGCAGCAGUCAUGUUAAAUCCAAGUUCUGGUUCAGUGCUGAUCGCAGCAGAGAUCAGCACAGGCUUCCAGAGGACCUCAGAAAUGACCCACAGUUUGCAAACCGCGUGGAAGUCUUGGAAACAGAAGGAUUCUCCACUCUGAGAAUCAGUGACCUGAGAGACGACGAUUCAAUCCAGUAUCAUUUCAAGUUCACGACCUCUGACUCCACAACCAGCAGAAGUUUAUCUGGAACAAGACUCACAGUCACAGCUCUACAGGUGAAGGUGAUUACAGAAACCAUCCAUCCAUCCCACACUGAAGCAGAGCUCGAGUGUGACAGCAAAUGUCAUCAAGCUAGUCAUGUUGACUAUGUUUGGUUUAACAACGGAGUGAAAGUUAAGAAUAAGAAGAGACUUUAUGAGGCCCGUUUUCAUCCAGGAGAUGUCAUCUCAUGUGCUUUGGAAGGACAUGAGAGCCACGCCUCUCCUCCUCUUUAUGUGCUGAACGUGCCCUCAGUGUCAGUGAGUCCCUCUGGUGAAAUCAUGGAGAACAGUUCAGUGACUCUAACAUGUAGCAACGAUGCCACCCAAUCAAGAAUAAACACCACCUGGUACAAGAACAAAGAAACAGUGGUUGGCCUUGGCCCACAGCUUGUCCUCCAGUCCAUCCGAUCUUCUGACUCAGGACAGUAUUACUGUACAUCUGAGAACGAGUGGGGGAAGAGGACGUCUCAACUCAUCUCCAUUGAUGUUGAAUAUCCUCCAAAGACCAUCGAUGUGUCAGUGAGUCUUCAUGGAGCGAUUGUGGAGGGAAGCUCAGUGACUCUGACCUGCAGCAGCGAUGCUAACCCAGCAGCUAGCUACACCUGGUACCGGAAUCACCACAAGCUAGCUCAUGGACCAGAGGGCACUUAUCAUUUCCCCUCCAUCAGCUGGGAGGAUAGAGGAACCUACAGCUGCAAAUCUGAGAACAAACAUGGAACCAUGUCUUUAUCCCGGCCGGUAGAUGUUCAGUAUGGUCCAAAGCUUCCCUCAGUGUCGGUGAGUCCGUCUGGUGAGAUCGUGGAGGGAAGCUCAGUGACUCUGACCUGCAGCAGUGAUGCUAACCCAGCAGCUAGCUACAGCUGGUACAGGGAGGGUGAAGACACACCUCAGGCAUCAGACAAGAUCUUCACCAUCAGUGACAUCAGUCUUGAGCACAGCGGAAACUAUUCCUGUGUGGCUCAGAACAGCAGAGGACGUCAUGCCUUCACAAUAAACCUGCUGGUCAGAAAAUCGGGGAAGGCAGCAGUUGUUGGAGCGACUACUGCUGUGAUCCUGGUGCUCGUGUUCUUCGCUGUCUUCAUAUUACUGAGGAAGAGGAUUUGCAAACAAACACCUGAACCUGGAGCGAGACCAAAUAUCUCUGAACAGCGCCGAGUCGAUCGGGAGCAGCAGGAAGAGCCUGCAGAGCUUCACUACGCCAGCGUCCACUUCUCCAAACAGAAAGACGAGUGCCUCUACUCCAACAUCAGACCGGUGCAGCCACACAGACCCAUGGAGGAAGAGGAGGAGGAUGCAGCUGUGCUGUACUCAGCCAUCAGACGCACCAAUGACAGCAGGGCCACAAGUCAAGACAGUGUUGAGAAUCUGUACAGCACUGUCAGCAAAAUCCGUUAAAAUGAAGGAGAUCUCUCAUCUUAAAUGUGGGUGUGCGCUGAUGCAAAAGAUAGCCAUUAAUUUAAUGAAUCUCUGAGGUCAGUUUAUGAAGGAAACAUCAGUGCAUAAAAGAUUUACUCACACAACAGCAUGUUCAAGAGAAAACUUCCAUUCAGUUUCGAGUGUGUCUUUACACCACAACGGUGCAGAGAGCCACGGAAAACGCAAUUGUUUCACAACAGCUCCCAAGCGUGGAACUUUUUGAAAAUGCUCCAACUCCGUCUCCGUGGAAACAAAGAAAGAUGUAACUUUUCUGAGAGGUUGCUACUGCACAUAUCAAUCCCAAAGGAACAUCAAAACAAAUCUGGUUCUGUCCUCAACAGACUGCUGUACAACUCCGAAAUGUGAGGAAAUAUAAUCUGAAAACCGUUUAUUCAGAAAAUACACGACUUAAGCCCACCAAGAUAAAGAAAAACCCAAAUGUAUAAACAUUUUACAUUUUUUACAUUUCUCUUUGCUAUUUAAAAAUGUUUGAAUUGAGAGUGAGGGGUGGAAGUUUUGGUAAGACCAACAUUACAUCUUGCUGUGUAUUUAUAAAAAUAGCUCUUUGCCCCUCUAUGCUUUUAAAGAUAUCCUCCUUCACACAGACCUUCAAACAACCUUUGCUCAGAGCAGAAUAAAUCAAUACAUGAAAUAGAGACUGAAUGUAUUCAUUAAAUCAUGAAAGAAAAAAAAAAAGAAUGAAUGAAUGAAUGAAUGAGACAUAUUGGAACUAACUCCAGAAGGGACAGAAGUGGAGAUCGCCACAUCCU